Marchantia polymorpha subsp. ruderalis is the source of this 1738-nucleotide messenger RNA. The record is from the annotation of a GenBank genome assembly. Lineage: Eukaryota; Viridiplantae; Streptophyta; Marchantiopsida; Marchantiales; Marchantiaceae.
UCAACGUAGGACACACUGGACGAGAGAAGCUCGCCCUGAUAUUCUAAACGCAACGCAUGAACAGCCUCAGUGACACGGCAAUUUGCUCGUUCCAGAUUCUAGAUCCGAGAACAAACGAUCGCCAGCCAAGUCAAGAACAGCCUUCAGAGACCAACAGACUCCACCUGGUUACAGCAAGCUCCUACUACGACUGCUACUACUGCUGCGUAUGCGUGCAACGCAGUAGGAAGAUGGAGUCCGUCGGGGUAAAAGUCUGGUGGUUCGAUCGAUCGAUUGAUGGACCGAUGGACCGAAGAAAGCGCAGGAGCCGCCCAAGCUCGCAUCGUCGUCCGAGCGAUGGAAUAAAGCUCGAGGCACAUUGCGAAGAUCUUCUUGCUCUCGUGCGGAUCCUCGUCGGGCUGCGAAUUGAUCGCGCAAUUAUGGCCGACUCCUCGGGAUUUCAGGAGCGUCUGCAAGAGUUGACCGACACUCUGCAACAUCGGAAGCAUCUCCUGGAGGCCGAGAAGCAGAUGCAAAGCAUAAGACAACUCGCCCUUCAGGAAGCGAAUGCCAAACUCGACCAGAUCCAACGCUUGACUCAUGACAUGAAGAAUAAGGCUGAGGACAUGUCCUCGACGAUCGGCAGACUCGAGACGCAGAGAGGCGCCGUGCACGCUCGGCUCGACGAUAUUUUGCACGAGACUCGACUGUUGGCCGAGCAGAUCAUCGACUUGGAGCAACAGAAAGACAGUGCUUCCCAGUUCUACGAGAAGAAUAAAGAAGAAAUGCAAACCCACCAGAGACGCAGCCAAGAACACAGAUCUGAGCUUGAGCUGGAGAUAAACAAACUCGAGAAACAAAUGGAGGAGCUCCAGAGAAGUAGUUCCGAAAGAAAGAGGCAAAUUUCGGAAAUCGAUGCGGCGAUUGAGGCCGAGGAGGAGAAACGACAAAAGAUGAUGUCCACGAAAGAGGAAGUGAUUCACGAAAUUGCCUCGAACUCGAAGAAGGUGGAGAAAGCAGAAGCAGCAUUAGAACACGCCAAGGGCGACAUCAAGAGGAUAGAAAUUCAACUCACAGCCGAUGUACGUGCACGGACGGAGCAAGUAACUUUCUUACGAAGGGAGAACGAGUAUUGGGAAGACCAAGUGUUCCAACGCAUGCGGAAACGCACGCAACUGCAAAGGGAUUUAGAGAUUCUCGAAAACAGAGUGGCAGAAAAGUCGAAGGUUUUAUACGGCUAAGCGUAUUUCAUCACCCGAUCAAGCUCGGAAAUAGCCUUCUCUCGUUUGAUAGCACAAUCUGAGGAAGAGUACAUCGUGGCUUUCCCAGUGAAAACUUCAUCUCGCUAUCUAUCAGUUCCUUUUCCUCAAAUCCUCUCGAGAGGUUUGUGUGGAACUUCCAUUUCGGUAAAGGAACUGCCUUGGCGCGCCGUCAGGUUAAAAACUUUUACGUCCAUACGUCGAGGAUCGUGCAGAUGAUCAAAAUCUGGGGCCCGGAUGUGAGGCGUAUUCUCUGUGCGGUAAAAGCUGUUCAAAGGAGAUUAUAUCCAUGGACGUCACCCCACCGUCGCCGCUAGACGUUUGGUCAGCCACUGCUCCGCAGCCACACAAGAAACCGGUCGAUCAGAUUUACAUGUAGAGCAAGAAUAGAUCCCAUACAAAGCGAAUGAGGUAACAGGAGUGUAAAUGGCACAUGUGAUUAUAUCUUGCCACUUGUUAACUCAUAUAUAUUCACUACUGGUGCUAGUUUCAUAUAUCUC